Molecule: messenger RNA, 738 nt
Organism: Colletotrichum fioriniae
Lineage: Eukaryota; Fungi; Ascomycota; Sordariomycetes; Glomerellales; Glomerellaceae
Molecular function (GO): hydrolase activity
Source: RefSeq, a predicted model, not a curated record
AUGUUGUCCAUUGAGGAAAUACUGGCUUUCGCCGAGCCCAACGCUGAGUUCACAGAGCUCCAACGGAAAAGCCCAAUCAAGGUCGGCGCAUGGAACAAGGACACAGACAUCAAACAGAUCCGAGGUAUCAUGGCCAAGGUCCUCGAGGCCAAGCUCGCCGCUAAACCCGACCCUUCUACUCUGUCCUACGUAGAAGAAGACGUCCACAUCACCGUGAGAGAUGGGGCGUCGAUUGCCGUUCGCAUCCACAAACCUAGAGUCGUCGCCGAUGAUGGCUGCCCGGUUCUGGUGGCGUUCCACGGUGGCGGGUUCGUCAUUGGCGAUUUGGAGGGCGUAGGACCCCUCUGCCAGCUCUUUACAACACUCGGUGGCAUUGCGGUGAAUGUGGACUAUCGUUUGGCUCCAGAGCACCCUUUUCCUGUCCCCGUGCAGGAUUGCUUCGAUGUUGUGAAAUGGACCGUCGAUAACGCGAAAUCCCUUGGAAUCAACCUAUCAAAAGGCUUUCUCGUCGGCGGCGAGAGCGCAGGCGCCGACUUGGCGUUGGGUGUAACUCGCCUUAGGCUCGACGAGAAACAGGCGCCAAAGCUGACGGGCAUAUUCUCGUCCAUUUCCGGAGCUGUCACCGAAGACACCGUUCCCGAAACGUGCCGAGACCGUUUCUUGAGCCUGAAACAGAAUGCCAGUGCCCCAGUUGUGACUGCAGACUCGAUUGAGUUCAUCAGAGGUGAGAACCAUUAA